Lecanosticta acicola is the source of this 582-nucleotide messenger RNA. The record is from the annotation of a GenBank genome assembly. Lineage: Eukaryota; Fungi; Ascomycota; Dothideomycetes; Mycosphaerellales; Mycosphaerellaceae.
AUGGAUUCCGAGGAUGACGACGACCAGUCUUCCCUUCUCACCCCUUACUACUUCUUCGAAGACCCAGACGAUGAAGUCGCCGCCGCCGACACCAAGCGCCUGGCCGACCUGGAAGCCAUCCGCGCCAAGGAUGCCGAAGUGAACGCCCGUGAGCGCAGCAGCCUUACCGUUGAGAAAGUCUGGGUCGUCCCACGCAUCUUCACUCUGCCCGUCGAGGUCCGCAAGCGCAUCUUCCACUUCGCGCUCUUUCCCAAAGGAGUUACGCCGUCGCCUCACUUCACACGCGAGAGCAAGUACAGAGUCAAAGUACCAGCAUUGCUUCGCACCUGCCGCGACAUGCGCGCCGAGGCCCUGCCCGUCUACUACGGCAGCUUCCGCUGCUCCGCCUUUCACUACAAGAACAUCAUUGGCUGGCUGAAGAUGAUCGAUCCGGAGGCGAAGAAGGUGCUGAAGAGUAUCAUCGUCCGGGCGGAGGCUGUUCUGCAUGACCGUCGGGGAAUUCAAGAUAGAGAUGUGGUCUUGGUGGCAUUCAAGAAGGCUGGCGUUGAUACCAGAAAGGUGCAUAUCAAGGUGAUCUAUUAG